AUGUCGGAUGCUGCCAAAUUCAGCUUUGGCAAAUUCGACUAUAUAUGCCAGCAUGCCGCCCUCGUCAUCUGCCCCAUGCUGGGCGAUGAGCAGGGGAUAGCCCCGACGUGUUAUGCGAGGAACGUGCAGUUGGGAAAGCAGAUCAUCUUCCAGCCAGCCACCUGUAUAGUGCACAUCGCUGCCCUCAUCAUGACCGGCAUCAUGCUCUACCACGUCCGCUCAAAAUACACCGCCGUCGGUCGAAAAGAGAUCGUCCUCUUCUUCUACAUGUACAUGUUUGUCGAACUUUUCGCCAUUUUCCUUGAUUCCGGCAUCAUCCCUACCGCCAACAAGGUGUAUCCGUGGUUUGCGGCGAUAUAUGCGGGCUGUGUCGCGGCCUUACAUUGGUGUCUGAUUCUGAACGGUUUCGUCGGUUUCCAGCUCUACGAAGACGGUACUCCCAUGUCUCUAUGGUUCCUCCGUAUAUCCUCCCUCGUCGUCGGCGGUGUCUGCUUUGGUAUCGCCAUUGCCACCUUCAAGGGCACUUCCUCCUCCUUCUCGCCCAACAACGCCGUCGGCCUAUUCAUCACCUACCUCGUCUUCCCCCUGAUCUGCAUCCUCGUCUACUUUGUCAGCCAGAUGCUCCUCGUCGUACGCACGCUCGACGACCGAUGGGUCAUCGGAGACUUGCUCUUCAUGGCCGGCUUCUACGUCGCCGGUAUCCUCGUCCUCAUCGCCUUCUCCGUCACCAUCUGCGACGCCAUCUCCCACUACAUCGACGGCGUCUUUUUCUUCACCCUCGCCAUGCUCUUCACCGUCAUGAUGGUCUACAAGUACUGGGACUCCAUCACCAAGGAAGACCUAGAAUUCUCCGUCGGCUCCAAACAGGCCGUUUGGGAAGUCAAGGACCCCCUCCUCGCGCCCAGUGCCGAGUACUAUGAGGACGAUGCCCAGUCGGCGUUCAGGGGUGGUGGAGGAUCGUUGGUGGGGGGAUACAACGGGAAUCAAUACUAUGGCAACGCGCCGUAUGCCAAUGGCCAGGCUCAGCAGGGGCAGUAUGCUCAGCAGCAGUAUGGGUAUGGACAGCAGUACUAG
Messenger RNA from Cryptococcus amylolentus CBS 6039, 1074 nucleotides. RefSeq names its product chitin synthase export chaperone. Gene Ontology annotation, cellular component: endoplasmic reticulum membrane. Gene Ontology annotation, biological process: protein folding. Bases 1 to 1074 code for a protein of 357 amino acids. The transcript has 4 exons. Lineage: Eukaryota; Fungi; Basidiomycota; Tremellomycetes; Tremellales; Cryptococcaceae. The record is from RefSeq and is a predicted model, not a curated record.